Lithohypha guttulata is the source of this 324-nucleotide messenger RNA. RefSeq lists its product as uncharacterized. The record is from RefSeq and is a predicted model, not a curated record. Gene Ontology annotation, molecular function: NAD+ poly-ADP-ribosyltransferase activity. The transcript has 2 exons. NCBI's taxonomy places the organism in Eukaryota, Fungi, Ascomycota, Eurotiomycetes, Chaetothyriales, Trichomeriaceae. The coding region runs from base 1 to 324 and encodes 107 amino acids.
AUGUCAGGAGGUGUUGGCCUCCUGAUGCUGGUUGAAGCAGAGAUGUCACGACCUAUGUAUGAGAUCGACACAGGAGACUCCAAUGCCGAAGAAGCUGCUAAGAAGCACAACUGCAUCGCUACGAAAGGUGUUGGCCAAGAGGUUCCGUCAAAGUUCAAGGACGCUAGCUGUAUCAAUGAGAACCUGAAAGGGGUAUUGAUGGCUGAUGGAAGUCUCGGUCCAAAUCCGAACCAUAAAUCUGGAGGCUAUUUGCAAUACAAUGAGUAUAUCUCCUACAAUGUGAGCCACUUGAAGCUGAGAUAUCUGCUCAAAGUGGCCAUGUAA